AUGGAACGGAGAAAAGAUGAACGAGCAAAUAGAGGACCUGAUUGCCAAGAUAAGCGGAAUAAUAGAAAAAAAGCGGAUCAAGAGAAGGAAGAGAGGAAUAGGAGAAAGCAUGUGGUGGGACAGAGAAUGCAGAGAAGGAAAGAAAGAAGAAGGAAAAAAGAAGGAAGUAACAAAAUAAAGACAGAAGAAUGGGAAGGGUAUUUCAGAAAGCUUUUGAACGGUAAAGAAGAAUGGAGAGAGGAAAAACAGGCUGGUAAAACAAGAGGAAAAAAAGGAAAAGAGAAUGAAGAGAACGGAGAAGAGAAAGAGGAAGAGAUAAGCAGAGAAGUGAAGAGAGUCAUAGAAAGAUUGAAAAAGAAGAAAGCAUCAGGGGAAGAUGGAUUGAAAAAUGAGGUAUGGAUAUACGCAGAGGAGAAGGGGAGUAACGCUGAUGAAUGCAGCGUACAAAAUCUAUGCUAUAAUCCUGGAACAAAGGAUAAGAGCAGGAGCGGAAAGGAUGAAAAUGCUACCGGAAACGCAGACCCGAGAGCAGCUUUUAACAGAGUGAAUAGGAGAAAACUCUGGGACGCAAUGACGAAGAGAGAAGUAAGGAAAAGCCUUGUAGAGAGAGUGAAGGAAAUCUAUGAGGAGACAAGGAGCUCGGUGAGAGUGGAAGAGAGACAUACGAAGGAAUUCUGGACAGAAAAAGGAGUUCGACAGGGGUGUCCAUUAAGCCCACUACUCUUUAUACUGUUUACGGCGGACUUAGAAGAUUUUCUGAGAAGAGGACAAAUGGGAGGCACAACGAUAGGAAGAGGGAGAUGGUUCUCGCUGGCAUAUGCGGACGAUGUAGCAAUAAUAGCAGAAUCAAGAGAAGAAAUGCACACAAUACUAAAAAGGAUGGAAAUAUAUUUUAGUAGGAAAGAUAUGGAAUUGAACAGUAACAAUAAGGACGGACAACACAUAAAGAAGGUAACACGUAGAGGAAUAGCGGCGAUGGCACAAGUGUGGAGCAUAGGAGAGAGGAAAUUUGGAGAGAAUAUUAGGAGAAGAAUGAUGAUGUUCAACGUAAUGGUUAAAAGCAUAGUACUGUACGGAGUAGAAGCAUGGGGCUGGAAUGAAUGGAAAGAAGGAGAAAAAUUGCAAGAGAAAUAUUUAAAGUGGAUAAUAGGAGUAGACAGAUGCACACCGGCAUAUAUUGUAAAAGAGAUAAAGAUUAACAAGAUAAGAACGGAAACUAAAAUGAGAACAAUGAAACAUAAAGAAAAAAUGAAGAAGGCGGAACCAGGUACAAUAAAGAGAGAAUGUAGGAGAGAAAUUGAAGAGAAGACUGGGAGCAGACAAACUGGGGAAAAGAAAGGAGAGCAGCGCUAG
Molecule: messenger RNA, 1353 nt
Organism: Monomorium pharaonis (pharaoh ant)
Lineage: Eukaryota; Metazoa; Arthropoda; Insecta; Hymenoptera; Formicidae
Exons: 5
Coding region: 1-1353 (450 amino acids)
Source: RefSeq, a predicted model, not a curated record